CCGGACAUUAGAUUCAGAAGAUUCUAAAACAGUACUCAGCCGGCAAUUCUCGAGUUUAUCACAACAAAUCGCAACCGUCAAAUUUCAGUUGCCAAAUGUACCGGCGAUCACAUCCGGUCAAAGCUAACAACUCCAAAAGAGUCGGUACAAACAGUUAUCGAUUACUUCUUUUGUUCUCUCUUUCUCUCGAUCGCGAUAGGCCCUAGCUCUGAACUCCAAAGCCUAGCUCUCUAACAGUUUCUCUCUCUAGAUCAUCAUGGAUCCAAAUCCUAAAACCUUCCCAAUCCUCUCCUAUGUCAUGGCCAAACUCCCUAGUAUCGGCCCCAAACGCACCACUGUUGAAUUCGACGUCGAACAACCACCGCUACCACAAUCUCCAUGUGCUUCCACUUCCAAAGAACCUCAAUUCGAGCUCACGGAGCAAAUGCCCCAUCUCACCGACCCCAAAGUCAUCGCUUCUAUGCGAUUGGCCGUCGCCGAUGUCGCCCAAACCCGAUCGAUACUGGAGACACUAGGUGAAAGGCCUGAUCAUGAGUCGGUUGAUAAGGCGAAGGCGAAGAUAGUUGAAAUUGAGGCGAAAUUGGCUAAGGAUUUGGGAGAGAUUGUGGUGUCUCCGAGGCCGGCGGAGGUUGAUAGGGCUCAGUGGAGGGCGCAUUUGUUGGAGAAGGAGGAGGAGUAUCGUAAGGAGGCGGAGAAGGAGAGGCAAAUGUAUAAGGCGGUGGUUUCGCUUGAUGAAAUCCACGAGGGGUAUGAGAAGAUGUUGAAGGAGGCGGAGGAGAAGUUGGAGAAGAUUUAUGCGACCGUUGUGACGGGCGAUGAUUCUGUGGCAGAGAAUUCGAAGGGGGAUUCGCAGGUGGCGGAGGAAAUUAAUGAGGAAGUGGUGGGGAUUUUGAUGGAUGCACCUGGGAAGGGGAUUGAGAGGGUGGAUUUGUCGGGACGAAAAUUGAAGUUUUUGCCGGAGGCCUUCGGAAGGCUUGGCGGAUUGGUUGUGUUAGAUUUGUCCAACAAUCACCUUGAGUUCGUUCCUGAUUCAAUUGCUGGACUAGAAAAUCUUGAGGAGCUCAAUCUUUUGUCAAAUCUUUUGGAUUCAUUGCCAGAUUCCAUAGGAUUGUUGCAAAAUUUGAAGAUCCUAGAUGUCUCUGGAAAUAAGCUCACAGCCUUGCCUGACAGCAUCUGCCAUUGCAGGUCAUUGGUGGAGUUGGACACAAGCUUCAAUAAACUGACGUACUUGCCAACAAACAUCGGGUACAAAUUAGUGAAUCUAAGAAGGCUUUCAAUCCAUCUGAACAAGAUUCGCUCUCUUCCAACUUCUAUUGGUGAGAUGACGUCCUUGCACCUUCUAGACUUGCACUUCAAUGAACUCCGUGGCCUUCCACUUGCAAUAGGGAGAUUGACAAAUCUUGAGAUCCUUAAUCUGAGCAGUAAUUUCAGUGACCUAACUGAACUUCCUGACACGCUUGGUGAUCUAACUAACCUCAAAGAACUUGAUCUGAGCAACAAUCAGAUCCAUGCACUUCCCGAUACAUUUGGCCGGCUUGACAAUUUGACUAAGCUUAAUUUGGACCAAAACCCUCUAAUGAUUCCUCCAAAGGAGAUUGUGAAGGAAGGGGUUGAAGCUGUCAAGGUUUUUAUGGCUAAGAGGUGGCUAGAUAUAUUGGUUGAGGAGGAGCAGAAGAGCAUGCUUGAAGUGAAAGAGCAGAUACAGACCGGUUUAUUAACUCGCAGCACCUCCUGGUUGACUAAUGUUGUUUCAAGUGUUUCUGGGACUGUUUCAGGAUACUUGGGGUCCACGGGUAAAUCUAAUAUAGAUCCGUACCUUGAUCAGCAGCUCUGAUUUCUCUUGUUGUUUCAGCGUCCACUUCCUUUUGAAUGCACGAUAAGGAGGGGAGAAAUAGCUCUUCUGGUUUAUCCACUCGAGUCUUUAAGGGGCAGUGGACUACAUUUUUGUUGCUUUUUGUUUUUUUGCCUAGUCAAAAUCGUGGGAAAUGUCCAUAAAGUUUUGCAACAAAAUAAAAGUCAUCAGAACUUUCUAUGUUGUUUUUCUUUUCAUAACUUUGUCAUGGAAUCCAAUGUAGCUUGUUGUACAUUCCCCCAAUUACAAAACCACAGGUUCAUUUUAGUGUUAAAAAAGGUUGUGUGAUUCGGUCAUGUGGUGCAGGCAGCACUUGAUGAAUAUGUUUGAUUUUUCUGAAGGUGGGAGUUUUAUUGUUAUUUCAUUCCUAUCAAAACUGUGAGACUUGUUGAUUCUGGAUUUGGGCAUUGUAGGC
This is a messenger RNA of Ilex paraguariensis (yerba mate), 2267 nucleotides long. The record is from the annotation of a GenBank genome assembly. Lineage: Eukaryota; Viridiplantae; Streptophyta; Magnoliopsida; Aquifoliales; Aquifoliaceae.